Molecule: messenger RNA, 763 nt
Organism: Herpailurus yagouaroundi (jaguarundi)
Lineage: Eukaryota; Metazoa; Chordata; Mammalia; Carnivora; Felidae
Product: complement factor H-related protein 3
Exons: 3
Coding region: 61-489 (142 amino acids)
Biological process (GO): complement activation
Molecular function (GO): complement component C3b binding
Source: RefSeq, a predicted model, not a curated record
UCACCCAUGAAACAAUUCAUUUUCGAUUUGAUUUUUUAUUAAGGCAAAACAUUAUUUAUAAUGGUUUUGUUUGUUUUGUUUUUCUUCCAAGGGAAUCGUUGUGAUUUUCCACAAAUAAAACAUGGUAGUCUAUACUAUGAAAUUAUCUAUAAACGAGACUUUCCAGUACGUGUAGGAAAAAAAUAUUGGUAUUCCUGUAAGACCAAUUUUGUGACUGCUUCACAAGAGCCCUGGGAAUAUAUUCAUUGCACAAAAGAAGGAUGGUCACCAGCAGUACCAUGCCGCAGACAAUGUAUUUUCAAUCAUUUGAAAAAUGGAGAUAACCCAAAACGAGGAGUAAAAUACGUACAAGGUGAAUCUGUAAGAGUUAACUGCCAUGCUGGCUACAGUCUUCAAAAUGAGCAGACUGUGAUGACCUGUACAGAAAGUGGCUGGUUCCCUCCUCCCGAGUGCAUUCUUCUCAAAACAAACUUGAUAAGCCUAAGUUGACUAAGAAAAAAGAGAGAUCAAAUAAAUAACAUGAGAAAUGAAAUUGGAGACAUUCAACUGAUGCCACAGAAAUGCAGAUGUUCAUAAGAGACAACCAUAAACAUUUACACACCAACAAAUUGGAUAACCUAAAUAAAUUGAUAAAUCCCUGGAAAUAGAAAACUUACAAGACAAAAUCAUCAAGAAUAGAAAAUCUGAACAAACCAAACCAGUAACAAGGAACAAGAGUGAAUCAUUAAUUUAAAAUAUCUCUGCAGGGGCACCUGGGUGGCUC